UAGGGGAAAGGCUUUGAAAUAUAUUAUUUUUGGGGCCGGGUAAUUAUUGUUUAUAUAAAUCUAUUACAAGAUGUGGCUCUUGGUUUCCACUUUGGAGGAGCCUUGAUAAAUUUAUAGCUUUAAGUUGCUCCUUAUUUUGCUUUGGAAUUAUGCAGAAAUUAAAACCGGCAGCAAGAAGUCGAAAAAGUUCAUUUUUUUCUGAGGUCGCUUGCAAAAAUUCCAAACGGCUGACCUGACGAAAAUUGAUAGAAUUCGGAAGUUUAGUUGUCUGAAAAUAAGUCUGGUUGUUUUUCAAGAGGCUCACAGGUUUACACGAUUUGUUGAGUAUUUUUGAAUUAUCGUAAAUCGGGAGUUUAUUUCCUGUUUAUUUAUGUAGUGCCCACGUGGCGGCACCGUUAAACCGUUAUGGCGCCCUCAAUAGUCCAUGUUGUGAUUAGCCGGUGUUGGGAGAUUGCACGGUAUUGCACGUGUUUUAACUUUUAUGACAGUGUGACAAAUCAUGACUGAACCCAUCUGUUACAAAAACACUUAAAAGUACCCGAGUAUUCAACUAGAUGUACAUACAAUUAGGAUUGUUAAUGGUACAACCACCACUUCGGGUGAGUAUUAAUUGGAAAGCCUGAGUAAAAUCGUAACUACAUUGCAGCUAGGUUUUUACUUUUUUAGCAUGUUGAGCCGUUACGUUUUCAACCAGCACACGGGAGGUCUAGUAUUUUUAGUAAUAAUAGUAUGUCCUAUUCUCUGAUUCUACCUCAUCCAUAUUUUAUUUUUAACAUGUUUAUUAACAAAACAACACAACACAUAGUAUAGUAUAAUAUUAAUAUUAUGAUAACGUUUUUUUACGAAUUGUUUCAGUCGAUCAUCGAUUCGAUUGCAAUGUGAUUGUCGUUUUCAUUUUUAAUUUACAUAAAUAAACAUACAAAAAUACAAAAUUACAAGACCUUGUCUUGUUAUAAAUGUUAUGUAUUGUUCUAUAUAGACACAACAGAACUGAGUGAAUGCCCAACAAUGCAUUGUCAAACCGCUGUUGGCCAAAUCUGUUGGUAAUGUUUGUUGCAAUUAAGAUUCGAGUCGCCAUGCAAAUGGCUUAGAUUUUAAAAUAGUAAUGUUAUUGAUAAGACUUAUCAAAAGUGUAUGCGUAUCUCACUAAGUUUUCUUGGCCUGUUGAAUGUUGUUGGUGGAGUAAACUGGUAGUGUUGAAAUGAAUGUGAUUUUUUGUUGGUGGUUAUGUUCGAUGAAAUUCGUUGCUUGCACAGCAAGUGAAGAAUUAUGAUUGCAAGUGCAGGAUUCUGUGGUAAGCAGAGCCGUGACAUGAAAUUGAGCGCCAGUGUUUCGUUCGAGACCCAAUCUUGACACUUGUGAUAUUUAAAAAACAAUUUUUUUUUUCUUUCUUCACAAGACUCUGGAAAGUACUGAGUAUACAGUGCGUACAUCGGUGUAUGGAACUAACUUUUUGCUGAAGGCCAGGACGCUCACCGUUCCACCAUGCCGUCAUCUGAUUCUCUGCCACUGCCACUGCCACUGCCACUGACCGAGACCCCUUUACCAAGGGAGUCGGGGAAACUGAUCGCAUCUAAGAGCCAAGAUGUUACGAUUCAUCAGGAUGGAGUGACUACAGUUGCUAACAUGGUUUUAGAGAGUUUGAAGAAGAAUGAGUACAGUAUUAAGAUGUGGAAACAACAUGACCUGCAUCCAAAGCAGAUGACCAAAGAGACUGUCGAUUGGAUCUUUGUAGUAGACACAUUGAAUUUUUCCUUCUGGAGUGAGACAAAUGAUAAGAGAUUCUUAGUGGAUUACCAGGGGGAAAAGCACAGCGGCUACUGGGCCUUGUGCGCUGCUAUCAAUAGAGCCCUUGAUGAAGACAUCCCGAUCACUUCCGCCUCUUACUUCUCCUGUAUGACCAUGAAGCAACUACGCCACAUCUUCCGCUCAUCAACAGACACCGAUAUCCCACUGUUAGAGAAGAGAUUAAAGCAUCUUCAUGAGGCAGGCAAAGUACUACUGGAGAAAUUUGAGGGUUCUUUCGCCAACUGCAUCUCCCAAUGUGGUCAGAGUGCAUCAAAGUUACUGCAGCUAGUCACAGAAAACUUCCCCUCGUACCGAGAUGUGGCUACCAUUGACGGGGCCCCAGUGUCGCUAUACAAGAGAGCGCAGAUACUCAUUGCUGAUAUAUGGGCAUGCUUUGAAGGUCAGGGGUUCGGAAACUUCACCGAUAUCAAGGUUUUGACCAUGUUUGCAGAUUACAGAGUGCCUCAGGUGUUAAAUUACUUCGGAGUGUUGAAGUAUUCUGCUAAUCUUCGAGAGAUUCUCGAGUCGGGUCGUCUCUUCACUCCGGGUGAAAGGUUAGAGGUCGAGAUCAGAGGUUGCUCUAUCUGGUCUGUUGAGUUAAUCCAUGAAGAAUUGCAGAGACUGAUGGACGAGGAGGGCGCCCUCUCUGACCUGUCUCUGAAUAGUAUAAUCAUUGACUUCUACCUAUGGGACUACUCUAAAGAUCACUGGCAGGAAAUGAAGCAUCUACCCAUCCAUAGAAUCAGAAGCACAUUCUAUUGAGACUCGACCAGGGACUCCAGUUGGACUCGAACCUUUCUACGGGCCUAAACAGCAGACACUGAUGGACGAGGAGGGCGCCCUCUCUGACCUGUCUCUGAAUAGUAUAAUCAUUGACUUCUACCUAUGGGACUACUCUAAAGAUCACUGGCAGGAAAUGAAGCA
Asterias rubens (European starfish) is the source of this 2712-nucleotide messenger RNA. Its product is annotated as queuosine salvage protein-like. The coding region runs from base 1486 to 2550 and encodes 354 amino acids. The transcript has 9 exons. NCBI's taxonomy places the organism in Eukaryota, Metazoa, Echinodermata, Asteroidea, Forcipulatida, Asteriidae. The record is from RefSeq and is a predicted model, not a curated record.